UCAGUCACCACAAACAACAAAACCAUACACUCACUCUUGAGUAGUACCCACAGAUAUAUACACACACAAAGUGUAACUGCUGUAUACACAACCUACAUCUACUCUUGUGCUCUCCGAUUAGAUUCUUCCUGUCAUCCUGUCACUCUCUCUGAAACCUUCAUUAUCUUCGUGGUCCUGGCGACCUAAAAUUUGAAAAUGAUCUCGGAUAUUUGCCAUUUCCUGCUCCUCAAACUUUCUUUAUAAUCGAGUCUGGGAAGGCUUAUCAUAUUGGUGGUCUGGGAAUCUUGAAGUCAGCAAAACUAGGAGGGAGGCUGAAGUUUAAGCCGGAGAGAAGCAGAUAUGGUCUGGGAAGACAUGUUCGAUUUAAGCAGAGAAAUGAAUUUCAGCAGGCUUGAAUUUCAGACAGAAUGGCUCCAGCAAAACUAUCCCUGCUUGUGUGAGCACAUUAGCAUAGUUAUGCAAGUUAGUUUCCUUGGCAUCUUAGUACUGUAUUACUUACAAAAAAGCAUGGGCGAGAUCUGCAAACAAAGAACAAAUUUCCCAGACCAAGGCACAGAGAAGCAUGGCACCGGCAUUGGCAUAAGAUUCAGCACCAUUUACAAGAUCAGCAUAGCUUGUUGCUCUUUACUGAUGGUGACUCAUUUCAUAUUGCUGCUACUGUUGCUAAAUGGAAGUGUGACUUACUGCAAUCAUAAAGUUCGUGCAAUUUCAUCCGAGGGUAUGCAAGUGGUAUCAUGGGCAAUAUCAUCGAUUACAGUAUACCAGAUUGUGAAUAUCAAGUCCAUCAAGUUUCCUUGGCUAUUAAGAGCAUGGUGGUUUUGCAGCUUCAUCUUGUCCAUCAUCUCUGUGGCUGCUGAUACUCACUUCCGUAUCACAUACCAUGGUCAGCUUCGGUUACGUGAUUAUGCUGACUUCAUAAUUGUCCUUGCAUCCGCCUGCCUAUUUGCUAUUUCAAUUCAAGGCAAGACAGGACUCACUCUCACCAUCCCAAAUGGCAUCAGUGAACCACUUCUAAAUGGAAAAGGUGAUAAACAAUCAGAAGGAAGACGAGAAUCUCCAUAUGGAAAAGCUACUCUUCUCCAACUUGUCACAUUCUCUUGGCUCAACCCUUUGUUUGCUGUUGGAGUCAAGAAACCCAUAGACCAGGAAGAAAUCCCAGAUGUCGAUAUCAAAGACUCAGCUGAGUAUCUGUCUCACUCUUUUGAUGAGAGACUGCAAAAUGUUAAGGAGAGAGAUGGAACCACAAACCCAGAAAUCUACAAGACAAUAUACUUAUUUAUCAGGAAGAAAGCAGCAAUCAAUGCAUUGUUUGCUGUUAUAUGUGCUGUUUCAUCAUAUGUUGGUCCAUAUCUCAUUGAUGACUUUGUAAACUUUCUGACAGAGAAGAAAACUCGAAGCUUAGGGAGUGGCUAUUUUCUUGCACUUGCCUUUCUAGGAGCUAAGAUGGUUGAAACAAUAGCACAGAGGCAAUGGAUUUUUGGGGCUCGACAGCUAGGGCUUCGCCUUAGAGCUGCUCUGAUAUCUCAAAUUUUCAAGAAAGGCUUACGUCUAUCAAGCCUAUCCCGCCAAAGCCACACUAGCGGAGAGGUCAUCAACUAUAUGAGUGUAGACAUCCAAAGAAUCACGGACUUCAUCUGGUACUUAAACAUAAUAUGGAUGAUGCCUAUUCAAAUUUCCUUGGCAAUCUACAUUCUUCAUACAAAUCUAGGCAUGGGUUCAUUAGCUGCAUUAGCUGCAACUUUGGCAGUACUGCUUUGCAACAUACCGAUGACUAAUCUCCAGAAAAGAUAUCAGACUAGGAUCAUGGAAGCCAAGGACAACAGGAUGAAAGCCACUUCAGAAAUUCUUCGAAGCAUGAAGACAAUCAAACUUCAGGCAUGGGACAGUCAGUUCCUUCAAAAGUUAGAAAGUUUGAGGAAAGUAGAGUAUGGUUGGCUAUGGAAGUCACUACGACUGUCAGCAACUACCGCCUUCGUCUUUUGGGGAUCACCCACAUUUAUCUCUGUGGUCACUUUCUGGGCUUGUAUGCUGAUGGGCAUAGACCUCACAGCAGGGAGAGUUUUAUCAGCACUGGCCACUUUCAGAAUGUUACAGGACCCUAUAUUCAAUCUACCUGACCUGCUCUCUGCGAUUGCACAGGGAAAAGUAUCUGCGGAUAGAGUAGCUUCAUAUCUCAUGGAAGAUGAAAUUCAGCAGGAUGGCAUUGAGCAUUUUCCAAAAGAUCAAAUGGAAAACUCCAUUGAGAUAGAAAAUGGAAAAUUUGGCUGGAAUAUUGAGCCAAGCAACACAACUCUUGAUGGAAUACAGUUAAAAGUGAAGAGGGGUAUGAAAGUGGCAAUUUGUGGGACUGUAGGAUCAGGGAAGUCUAGCCUUCUGUCAUGCAUACUUGGAGAAAUUCAGAAGUUGUCAGGGACAGUGAAGAUCAGCGGUACAAAGGCUUAUGUUCCUCAAUCUCCAUGGAUUCUGACAGGAAAUAUCAGGGAGAAUAUUCUUUUUGGAAAUGCAUACGACAAGGCCAAGUAUGACAGAACUGUGAAAGCAUGUGCAUUGGAAAAGGAUUUUGAGCUAUUCUCUUGUGGAGAUCUAACAGAAAUUGGAGAAAGAGGAAUUAAUAUGAGUGGAGGACAGAAACAAAGGAUACAAAUUGCUCGUGCAGUUUACCAGGAUGCUGAUAUAUAUUUACUCGAUGACCCUUUUAGUGCUGUUGAUGCUCACACAGGCACCCAACUCUUUGAGGACUGCAUGAUGGGUCUUCUCAGAGAGAAGACCACUCUUUAUGUCACUCACCAGGUUGAGUUUCUCCCGGCAGCGGACAUAAUUCUGGUGAUGCAAAAUGGAAAGAUUGUGCAAGCUGGAAGCUUUGAAGAGCUUCUAAAACAAAAUACAGGCUUUGAAGUUUUGGUUGGUGCUCAUAGCCGAGCUCUAGAGUCAAUCCUUACAGUUGAAAAUAGCAGCAGAACUACUCAAGAUCCAACACCUGAGAGUGAACCCAUCAUAGAGUCCACUUCAGAUGCUGAACUUCAACAGACACGACAGGAAUCUGAGCAUAAUCUCUCUCUGGAGAUUACUGAAAAAGAAGGAAAAUUGGUUCAAGAUGAAGAGAGAGAGAAAGGAAGCAUUGGAAAAGAAGUUUACUGGUCGUAUUUGACAACUGUGAAAGGUGGUGUACUGAUUCCAAUCAUAAUCUUGGCACAGUCAUCUUUCCAAGUACUGCAGGUAGCUAGUAACUAUUGGAUGGCAUGGGCUUCUCCUCCCACAAGUGAGACGGAGCCUAAAGUGGGAAUAAAGUUCACAUUACUUGUUUAUGUACUGCUUGCUGUUGGAAGUUCACUAUGUGUGCUGCUGCGUGCAUCGCUAGUAGCAGUAGCCGGACUUUCAACAGCACAAAAGCUCUUCACAACUAUGCUACAUAGUGUACUCCGAGCGCCAAUGUCUUUUUUUGAUUCAACACCAACUGGAAGAAUCUUAAACCGGGCAUCCACUGAUCAAAGUGUGUUAGAUUUGGAAAUGGCAACCAGAUUAGGUUGGUGUGCUUUCUCAAUAAUACAGAUUCUAGGGACCAUUGCAGUGAUGUCGCAAGUAGCCUGGGAAGUGUUCGUGAUAUUCAUUCCUGUAACUGCAAUUUGCAUAUGGUAUCAGCAAUAUUACAUACCAACAGCAAGAGAACUGGCACGGUUAUCAGGCAUACAAAGAGCUCCCAUCCUCCACCACUUUGCGGAAUCUUUGGCAGGAGCAGCAACAAUCCGUGCUUUUGACCAACAAGACCGAUUUAGUGAUGCAAACCUCAGUCUUAUUGACAGCCACUCAAGACCAUGGUUCCAUAACGUGUCAGCAAUGGAAUGGCUUUCUUUCAGACUAAAUAUACUCUCCAACUUCGUGUUUGCCUUCUCAUUGGUUCUAUUGGUGACCCUCCCUGAAGGAGUUAUUAAUCCAAGCAUUGCAGGGUUGGCAGUAACGUAUGGAAUAAACUUGAAUGUUUUGCAAGCUUCAGUUAUAUGGAACAUGUGCAAUGCAGAAAAUAAGAUGAUCUCAGUUGAAAGAAUUUUGCAGUACUCAAAUUUAACAAGUGAAGCAGCUCUUGUAAUUGAAGAUAGCAAACCACCAAUGAACUGGCCGCAAGUUGGAACAAUUUGUUUCAAAAAUCUACAGAUCCGUUAUGCUGAACAUCUCCCAUCUGUCCUAAAAAACAUUAGCUGCACAUUUCCGGGACAGAACAAAGUUGGGGUUGUAGGAAGGACGGGCAGUGGGAAAUCAACCCUCAUACAGGCCCUUUUCAGGAUAGUUGAACCUAGAGAAGGAAGCAUUAUAAUUGAUGAUGUAGACAUUUGCAAAAUCGGCCUUCAUGAUUUAAGAUCAAGGCUUAGCAUCAUUCCUCAGGACCCAACAAUGUUUGAAGGAACAGUGAGAGGAAACCUCGACCCACUAGAGCAAUACUCUGACAAUGAUGUCUGGGAGGCUCUAGAUAAAUGUCAGCUAGGUGAUCUAGUGCGUGCAAAGGAAGAGAAGUUGGAAGCAUCAGUGGUCGAAAAUGGAGAAAAUUGGAGUGCGGGCCAAAGACAGUUAGUUUGCCUUGGAAGAGCAUUGCUCAAGAAAAGCAGAAUUCUGGUAUUGGAUGAAGCAACCGCAUCAGUUGAUUCUGCAACUGAUGGGGUGAUCCAGAAGAUCAUCAGCCAAGAAUUCAAAGAUCGAACUGUCGUUACAAUAGCUCACAGAAUCCACACAGUUAUAGACAGUGAUCUCGUUUUGGUCCUUAGCGAUGGAAGGAUUGCAGAAUACGACACGCCAGCCAAGCUACUAGAGAGAGAAGAGUCGUUAUUUUCCAAACUCAUAAAGGAGUACUCAAUGAGAUCCCAGAGCUUCAACAGCUUUCCAAAUCUACAUAACUAAGAAUUCCAAGAUUCAACUAGCUUGAGGGAUCAACAGGGGCCAUGUAUAAUUUAAGAACCAUAAAAAUGGAUUGGCUAGAUGAAGUAGUAGCUGUUAUAGUUCUACUGAUAGAUAUAGAUGCAGCAUCGAUCAGGAGAUUUAAUUUCUAUGUCAAAAUGAUCACGAUAUUUCUCCGAAAUUCGAGUAUGUACCAGUAUGUACGUAGGAGAACUUACCAAUAAAAGAGUUCCUUGAAUCGA
This is a messenger RNA of Rosa chinensis, 5126 nucleotides long. RefSeq names its product putative ABC transporter C family member 15. The coding region runs from base 340 to 4887 and encodes 1515 amino acids. The transcript has 11 exons. Gene Ontology annotation, biological process: transmembrane transport. Gene Ontology annotation, cellular component: plant-type vacuole; vacuolar membrane. Lineage: Eukaryota; Viridiplantae; Streptophyta; Magnoliopsida; Rosales; Rosaceae. The record is from RefSeq and is a predicted model, not a curated record. Gene Ontology annotation, molecular function: ATP hydrolysis activity; ABC-type transporter activity; ATP binding.